AUGGCCGAUCCGGACGAUGGACAACCAAAAAACUAUUAUGAGAGAAUUCAAUUGCAGAACUAUAAGUUUCGUAUGUAUCGAAAGCGCGGCUGGUCAAUGAAUUGGGAUAAACAAUACGUAAAGGAUAACCGGCAAUAUUGGUCAAAUUAUCACUUGCCUAGGCCCGGCCCACCACCCAUCUUCAAUGAUAGGCCCGAAGAUUGGCAACAGAGACGAUAUCACAACCCUUCGGCAGUAUCAUCAGGGGGUCCAGAUAUAGAGGAUCCACAACACGGUAGUGAUCCGACCGCUAAUAAAGCGAGAGAUGUAUUGCAAAAUGUCAAAAAUUACUUUCGUUCCCCUAUAUUCCGUUACCAGAAGGUCUUAGGUUUCGGAGGUUUGGGACUGGCACUUCACUUUAGGUAUGAUGGUGAAGGAGUCCCUAAAGACGUCGCUAUGAAGCUCUCUCUCGCAUCAUGGGAAUCAGAUGAGUUACGGAAGGAAGGAAGAGCUAUGGAAUCGAUGUUGGGAGCAGCACAUGCCGUUCAGCUGGUGCACCCAGAGUCGGUCGGUAAAGAACCAAUGGAUCCAUAUUAUCCGAAACCAUCAGAGGACGACUCUUCCGACGAUGAAAACUCUAGCGGUGAUGAAAGUAUUGAUCAACCGUACCGUCCUCCAAGAAUUCCCCGUCGUCAAAGGUCCGCAGAGGAAUUGCAAACGCGGGCGCAAAGCUUCCAUAAUCGCUAUAGGACGUGGUAUUUCCGUAACGCUGCAUUAGAGUCUAGGAAAGAUUACCUACUCCUCGAGUAUAUUGAGGGAGGUGACCUCCGGAUGCUGAUCAAUAGACUAUCGGAUGCAACCACAGGACCUGGAGGACCCGGAGGGGUCACACCAAUCCCUAAUAGAAUACUUUGGGCAUUAUGGCUUUGCUUGAUACGGGCUUGUGUAGGGAUGAAAUAUCCUCCCCGUAAAUUCCACCCCGAGCGGUUUGUCAGGGAAGACCUCAUUGAGGAUGCCCCUAACGCUCGCAAAAGGUGGAGAGCCAAGAACUGGGUUCACUUUGAUAUCGACCCGAGCAAUAUUUUUGUUGGGAAUAUUGAGCGCCCGGAAUGGGACGAGCCGGCAUCCACGAAUCCACCUUACACAAGACCUAUAACUCCUGGUGAGGGCCCAUCUUCUAGGGAAGACUACAAUCCACAACAUCCACCUACAGCAACCAUGAGUUAUUUUUCAGGAGCGCUUCGACAGCUGAACGUAAUAGUGACUCGCGGCGAAUCGUCUUCGGCACAGAAAGGUAAAGCGCCUGAAAGUGAAUCUGGCAAACGAAAGUACGAUAUAUAUCAUAUGGAUAGGGCGGUGGGUGAGCAUUUAUUCGUCCCAAGACUAAAGCUCGCAGACUUUGGGUUAGCAGAGCAAAUUAAAAGUCACAAGCGAAACGAAUAUUAUGCGAGGAGGCGACAGUGUGGCAAGGGUGGAUAUCUCGCGCCCGAACAAUUCGCGUCGGAUUGGGAUUUGGUCCCCGGCGUCCCAGAUGGGCCGGAGGUGGGCGAAAAUCCAGUGGCAGGGAGCUAUAACUCGGCAACGAACGUAUGGGGUAUCGCAUUGACGAUGUGGAUUAUCAUAACCCAAAGAAAACCACCGUUACCACCUCAACCUCAAAUACCACCCGGGGUGUGGAUACCAGGUGGGAGGUUCCUCCAACCGGAUAUCGACGACAUACUAAGGAACAUUGGACCAAACAUACCAGUAUCCUACUGUCCAUUGUUAAUGGAUGGACCAUUCAAUCAUGUCGAUGAAGACCUCAGAAGAGCAAUAUACCAGUGCAUGUACCACUACCCGGAUCAACGCCCGACAGUUGAGGAGUUGUUAAUUCAAGCACGGGUAGGGAUUCAGAAAGUUUUCCCUUACGAGACCGACGAAGUCAUCAAUAACUGGGUUGAUAGAUUCGUACUGAGCGCACCGACCAGCUAA
Molecule: messenger RNA, 1950 nt
Organism: Daldinia vernicosa
Lineage: Eukaryota; Fungi; Ascomycota; Sordariomycetes; Xylariales; Hypoxylaceae
Product: kinase-like domain-containing protein
Exons: 10
Coding region: 1-1950 (649 amino acids)
Biological process (GO): protein phosphorylation
Molecular function (GO): protein kinase activity; ATP binding
Source: RefSeq, a predicted model, not a curated record